AUGGCUUCAACAAGUACUCGCAGCAUAGCCAUCUCUCCACCAUCCUCCCAACCUUUCCAAUGCCAAGUAUGUUCAAGUCGCUUCACCCGCCAUGAGAAUCUGAAGCGUCACGCUGCGCUACAUUCUCGCUCCUCCAGCAAUGCCUCUAUACCCUGCCAUCUCUGCCCUGCCACCUUUUCGCGUCUCGAUCUACGUCACCGGCACAUGAAACGAAAACAUCUGGACCAUAUGCAAAGGGCUCCGCGUGGAGGUAACUCACCGCAGAGCGACCUGCACCGCCAGGCACCGACGCCACCGUCGCAGACAAGUGAGGCCCAUGUUGAGGCCGGUCGGUUAUUUCAACAAGCAUCCGCUGGUGAUGAUACUAUCACCCUUUCCAGCAGCUUGCCCUCGGAUCUGGACGACCCUCAAAUUCUCGCCACGUCAUUCUCAUCGCAAGCAUCCAUGCUGCUUGGUCCGACUGCCUCCCAUUUGGCAGGCGUCAACUUUCUUGAGCCAUCAUGCAAUCUCAACAUGUCGAACUCGCCUUCUGGGAUGAGUCUUCUCAACUUUAGCCUCGACCAAGGAAGUCCCGAGCGGUUAUUGUAUGGGUCAAUUGAUCUCAGCCAGGUCCAGAACGACUGGUUACCAUCAGCCACCCAAAUUACCCAAGGCUGUCAAUUGUAUUUCAAGCAUGUAUCCCACUACCUGCCCUUCCUGCAUCAGCCGACAUUCGAUGCGACCUCCGUCCCUAGUCACUUACUCCUCAGCAUGCUCUGCAUAGCCUAUCAGUAUGGCGUAGAUCCAGAUCGUAGUGAUCAGCAAGGGUCUGGUGUGAGCUUAUCUGAGAGAUGCUACCAUCGCGCUCGAGAUCUCGUGUCUGGCGACGAUAAUGGGCCAGAUGAAUCAACACGUACCCUCUCGCUUAUUCAAUCUCUGAUACUACUCGAGGUAUACGCCAUGAUGUAUCUUUGCGGAAACCACUCGGCGUAUGGACUCAAGACUCACACCAGGAUGAUCUCGCUUGCCCGAUCAAGUGGAUUGUCUAUCCCUCUACCGAGCGAGCUCACGUCAAAAACCCCAUGCCUCAAUUCAUUGUGGCGCACAUUCAUCGAGGCCGAGUCGCACAAGAGGACGCUCUUCGCUGCCCAUCAGAUCGACACGUUAUGGUAUCAGUUUCUCUCUAUACCCCGACAGUUCUCCCACCUCGAGAUCAAGCACGAGCUGCCCUGCCCUCAAGAGCAGUGGGCGGCGCCCUCAGCAGCCGAGUGGGCGCAUAAAAGAUUAGUUGCCGUCGUCCCUGGACCUCCAGUACAGUACCCUGAUGCAGUACGACUCUUCUUGUCAUUAUCGUCGGAUCCCAGCUCCUUUCCCUCGUUCGACCCAUAUGGAGCCAUAAACAUCACACAAUUCCUCGCAUCUAGCGCCCAAGAAACUUCGGGCUGGAGCGCCAUGACAGGGAUGAUCAGCACAGAAAGGCUGGAGCCAUUGCGCAAGUCCCUCGAGGCAUUGGGUCCUGUUGUCCAGUCUGCGGAAGAGUUGGAGCAUUCAAACUGGCUCCGCGGAGCGUUGUGUGAGGCGACAUGGCGGUCUGCCAUGAUCGACGUGCGGAUAUGGUCACCAUCGCAUACGUGUGGAAUGGUAGGUGGGACCAUGGAUGCAGUCUUGCAGCAGACAACAUAUCUGGCGCCAUCAUGCGAGUUCCUCUGCGAGUCCAACACUGCACAAGUCAUCAAACCUCAUAUCGACUGGUUUCUCACAUAUCUCGACUCGCCGCUUGUACCGGACUCGGAGGCACCUUGGAUCAUGCUGUACGCCUUCAAGGCGUUUGUGAUUGCCUGGCAGUUGAUUAAGGGCAGUACGCUAGGAACGAUGCAGGUUGUUGGUGUUGAAGAUGGAGAUACUAAUGGGGCGUUGGAGUGGGCCAGAGGAGUCUUUGGACGAAGGCAACGAUGGCAGCUCGGCAAGAUUAUCAUAACGUGCCUAGACACGUUAUGA
Messenger RNA from Fusarium subglutinans, 1977 nucleotides. Its product is annotated as zinc finger protein. Bases 1 to 1977 code for a protein of 658 amino acids. Gene Ontology annotation, cellular component: chromatin. The transcript has a single exon. Gene Ontology annotation, biological process: DNA-templated transcription; regulation of transcription by RNA polymerase II. Gene Ontology annotation, molecular function: RNA polymerase II cis-regulatory region sequence-specific DNA binding; DNA-binding transcription factor activity, RNA polymerase II-specific; zinc ion binding. The record is from RefSeq and is a predicted model, not a curated record. NCBI's taxonomy places the organism in Eukaryota, Fungi, Ascomycota, Sordariomycetes, Hypocreales, Nectriaceae.